Molecule: messenger RNA, 3656 nt
Organism: Sebastes umbrosus (honeycomb rockfish)
Lineage: Eukaryota; Metazoa; Chordata; Actinopteri; Perciformes; Sebastidae
Product: striatin-like
Exons: 18
Coding region: 191-2572 (793 amino acids)
Cellular component (GO): dendrite
Molecular function (GO): armadillo repeat domain binding; protein phosphatase 2A binding; calmodulin binding
Source: RefSeq, a predicted model, not a curated record
CAUGUGUGUGCUGUUUCCGGUAGCCUCUCGGUCGUCUCAUCAUCUGACAGCUGCUUCAGACAGACAGGAGUUGUGUCGGCCAGUAGAGAGAGAGGACUGUUUGAUGGACCAGGUUUACCUCCGGAGGAUAUUUUACCGACACGGUUAGAGAGAGUACCGGACACCGAACCAGAAGCCACAUCGCCCGGCCAUGGACGAGCAGGCGGGCCCCGGUGUCUUCUUCAAUAACAACAACAACAACUCCGGUUUGUUGCCCGGUGCUGGUGGGAAUAUUAAAGCUCCGCAGGCUGGCGGUGGAGACGGUGUUGUGGGCGGAGAAGCGGCCAGAGCUCACUACAACAUCCCGGGGAUUUUACACUUUCUCCAGCAUGAGUGGGCCCGCUUCGAGGUGGAGAGGGCUCACUGGGAGGUCGAGCGAUCCGAGCUGCAGGCUCAGAUCGCCUUCCUGCAGGGGGAGCGGCGAGGUCAGGAGAACCUGAAGAAAGACCUGGUGAGACGGAUCAAGAUGCUGGAGUACGCCCUCAAACAGGAGAGGGCGAAAUACCACAAGCUGAAAUAUGGAACCGAACUGAUCCAGGGGGAGAUCAUACCUCCAAAUUAUGAUUCAGAUGAGGGGAAUGACAGUGAGGCUCCCAGUCCUCCAAACAGCAGCCAUCAGCUCAGCUGGAAACAAGGACGCCAGCUGCUCAGACAAUACCUGCAGGAGGUCGGAUACACCGACACCAUCCUGGAUGUGAAGUCUCAGAGAGUGAGAGCGCUGCUCGGUUUGACCGGAGACUCAGGAGAGAAACCUUUAGAGAAGAACGCCGAACCGAUGGUCAACGGCACCGAACCGUCCUCCCUGAAGGACAGCGGCAUGGUCAGUAAACCCGACAUGUCCGACUCGGCCACCGUGUUGGAGGCCUUUAAGUUCAUAGAGAGCGCUGCAGCAGAGUUCAGCGACGAGGACGAAGAGGAAGACAGCGAAGGAAGGGACAAGACCAUCUUGGACAUUGCUACAAUGGUGAGGAAGAAAAAGUCGUCUACCCCUUCCUCCACAACCUCUGACCUCAGCGACGACCCCGACACAGAGGAGGCUCUGAAGGGUUUCGAUUUCCUGGCGAGUCCGGACGAGCUGGAUGGAUCACCGGAGUCCAGGAGUGGAGAGGACAGCGGCGAGUGGGAGAAGGAAGAUCAGUCUCCUCUGGGUGAACUGGCCUGGGACGUGGACCAGGGACUGAUAGCCCAGCUCAAGGAGCAGUACAGGAAGGAACGCAAGGGCAAGAAGGGGGUAAAGAGACCAAACCGGUCUCGGCUCCAGGACAUGCUGGCUAACCUGCGGGAAGCUGAGGAUCUAUCCCCCAUGCAGCCGCCCGUGACGCCUCCCUCCCGUCCCAGUGUACCCAGACUCAAUGAGCAGGAAGUGGGACGCCCCGAAGACGAAGCGAUGACUUUCCUGCCAUCGUCUGGGAAGUCGUUCAUACUGGGCAGAGUGGACGAGGCGGUUUCUAACGAGCUGGGGCUGGGAGAACUGGCCGGACUGACGGUCGCUAACGAGGCUGACAGCCUGGCGUACGACAUCACCAACAACAAAGACGCUCUGAGGAAGACCUGGAACCCAAAGUUCACCCUGCGGAGCCACUUUGACUCGGUCCGGAGUCUGGCCUUCCACCCUGUGGAGCCCGUCCUGGUCACCGCCUCCGAGGAUCACACCCUCAAACUGUGGAACCUCCAGAAGACGGCGCCCGCCAAGAAAUGUGCUGCUUUAGACGUGGAGCCCAUCUACACUUUCAGAGCUCACAGCGGUGCUGUGCUGUGUGUCACCAUGAGCUCCAGUGGAGAGCAGUGCUUCAGUGGGGGUGUGGACGGUACCAUCCAGAGCUGGAACACCCCUAACCCCAACAUCGACCCCUACGACUCAUAUGAGCCCUCUGUCCUGCGGGGGGCGCUGUGUGGCCACACAGACUCGGUGUGGGGUCUGGUCUACAGCUCGGCCCAUCAGCGCCUCCUCUCCUGCUCGGCUGAUGGGACGGUCCGGCUGUGGAACGCCGCCGACACCUCGCCGUCUCUCGCUGUUUUCAACGAGAGAGGAGAGCUCGGAGUGCCGACCUCGGUGGACCUGGUGAGCAGUGACCCGGCUCACAUGGUGACGUCUUUCACCACCGGCCACAUCGGACUCUUCAACAUGGAGACGCAGCAGCUCGUCCUGAAGCUGGAAUCUGCCGGACCGCCAGAAGCUCCCUGCAAGAUCAACAAAGUGCUGAGUCACCCCACUCUGCCAAUCACCAUCACAGCUCAGGAGGACCGGCACAUCCAGUUCUUCGAUAAUAACACAGGUAAACUGAUCCACUCGAUGGUCGCUCACCUGGACUCUGUCACGUGUCUCGCCGUGGAUCCGAACGGGCUGUACCUCAUGUCUGGAAGUCACGACUGCUCGAUCCGUCUGUGGAACAUGGAGAGCAAGACGUGCAUCCAGGAGUUCACCGCUCACCGCAAGAAGUCCGAGGAGUCGAUCCACGACGUGGCAUUCCACCCCACCAAGUGCUACAUCGGCAGCGCCGGGGCCGACGCGCUCGCUAAGGUCUUCGUAUGACCUGAAUCCAGCUGGCUGUGGAGCUCAGAGGACGGGCGGAGCGUCACAGAGAGGAGGAAGUUGGAGUUUGUCUCCACCUCCUCUGAGUCUGGAUGAGGAAGCAGGAAACUGAAGGUGACAGUGUUCCCAGACUGCUCCUUUAAGAUUUGUCAAAUAUUCGCCCCCCACUCCCCUUCGGACUUAGGCUGGCCCGGGUCCCGAAACAAACAAACCUCUGGAUGAGUCGAUGAAUGAAACAGGAAGUGGCAAAAAAAAUAUAAAAACAGGAACUCUCGGUACAUUUUAGUAAAGCUGGAACCUUUUUUCUUUAACAUAAAAACUCUCCACCAUCUCUGACCCCAAACACUCCAGUUAAAGCAGCCUGUGUCUGUUGGUGUUGCUUUGAAAUAUCGUUCAUGAUAAUGUGCCUUUUUUCUUCACAACAUAAAUUAUUUUAGGUGUUGAGGGAAAUUGAUUUUAUUCAUCAGAAGAUUGAAUUUUUCCUCUUUCAAAAUAAGAAAACCAAAUUUUUAACAAGAAUCAGUCAGAUCCAAAUGUGUCAUGAGGUUAUCCAACCUGAGCGCUCUAAUUUCACCUCACGAUGACGUCCCGCUCACAGCACAGCACUCGGGGGAUUUUUGCUUUUUUUAAUUAAUUUGGUGUGAUUUUUAUUUCCUGUUUAAGUUGUUGCCUGCAGCCUGAGGAAGACUUUUAAUCAGUCUGAUUUUGGAGACCAGUUGGUCAUGAGAAUGCACGCGUUUCAUCCUGUAAAUGCCCAUGCUAGGAGGUCAAAGGUCAAUGGUCAUGAUGACCCUGAGCUGGUCUGGAGUCGGUGACAUUUGCGCUGGGUGGACAGAGACUCUGUCAGCCGGUCAGAUCACAAACGUUUGAAUAGGUUUCAUUUCAAAAUGAGAAAGGCUUCAACACAUCACAGAGAUCAUUAGACUAGAGAGGAUGUAUCACUCUGUUCAUAUUAUUGGAGGAACAAUAACACUCUGAUUGUACAGAGGUGGUGCAGAGUGGAGGCGCUGAUUCAGAGAAUUAACUGGAAUAUAAUUUCCGUUUUAGUCUUUUAUUUCUGCACAGUGAGCCGUGGUGUGCAGCC